AUGUCCAGCGAGAAGGUGUUGUACACGGCAGGUAACACGACACAGAUUCUGGAGACGGCAACGGGGGCGGUGACCACGCUGCCGGGGACCAACAGCGGCGGAGUGGCAGCUAUUGCUCCGCAUCCUUCGCACAAGUGGUUUGCAGUGGCGGAAAAGGGCGAGAAGCCGAACAUCCUGAUCUACGAGUUUCCGUCGCUGAAGGUAGUCAAGGUGCUGGAGGGUGGGACGGAGAAGGCGUACUCGUGCAUGGCGUUCUCGACGUCCGGGACCAAGCUCGCGUCGGUUGGCUCGUAUCCCGACUACAUGCUCACAGUGUGGGCAUGGGAGGAGGGACGGACGAUUCUGCGGCUCAAGGCGUUCUCGCAAGACGUGUUCCACGUUGCGUUUGCACCCAACUCGGACGGCGCGCUCGUCACCGCCGGCAUGGGCCACAUCAAGUUCUGGGAGAUGGCACGGACGUUUACUGGGCUCAAGCUCAAGGGCACCAUUGGCAAGUUUGGCAAGAUCCAGCUCUCGGACGUCUCGGCCUUUGUCACCCUCCCCAACGAAAAGGUCAUCUCCGGAACCGAGACCGGUCAUUUGCUGGUGUGGGACGGCAACUUUAUUCAGUUCCAGCUGUUCCGCGCGACUGACGUGCCGUGCCACGACGGGCCUGUCGAGCAUCUCUCGCUCAUUGCCGAUGCCACCGUUCUGGUCUCUGCCGGCAUGGACGGCUACAUCCGGCACUGGGACGUUGCGUCGAUUGUCAAUGCUCCUGUCUCGGACUCGUACGCGCUUGUCCUACAUCCUGUGCUCGAGCACGGGCUCGGGCCGUCGGCCGCGAUCCGCACCCUCAUCCACGAUGCGUUCCAGCCGCGGUCAUGGGUACUAGACGCGUCCGGCGCUCUGGUCGCCGUCCCGCACGCCGAGGACUUUUCCUCGUACGACAAGUCGCGGCUAGUCGCCUCGUUCCACGCCGGUCCGCUGGCUGCAGCGGCAGCGUCGCCGGUCCACGGCCUGGUGGCGGUUGGCGGCGACGACGGUGUCCUGGCCGCGUAUGCGGUCCGCGACAAAGAGCGGAUCGCAACGUACCACUGUGCGGCGGCGGUGACCGAAAUCAGUUGGCUGCCUGUUGCGGUCGACGCCAGCGCGCGGACUGUGGUGGCGGGCACUACCGCCGGAACCGUCUCGCUGCUACAGCUCUGCCGCGGCGAGUUUGUGCGACUUGCACAUGCCAAGCCGCACACCUCGGCGGUAACGGCGCUUGCGGUUGCGCCGGCCGGCCCGCAACUCCUAGCCUCGGCCUCAACCGACGGCUCGGUCUUCUUUUUCAAGCUCUCGGCGACUGGACUCGACCUGAUCGGCUUUGUCACCGCACCAGCGCCAGUGACUUGGAUGGCUUGGGCGCCAACGGCAGGCUACGUCGUCAUGUACACGGCGUCGGGCCACUUUGCAACCUGCCCGUCGCCGGCUGUUCUUCCGGAAUCGGCCUCGUUUCCAGACUUUGUGCUCCCGCUCCCGGUCCGGACCGUUAGUGCACCGGCAGAGCUCCUCACCGCCGCAAAGCAGGAGGUGCUCGACGAGCUCGCGGCCGAGGAGGCGGCCAAGGCGGCGGCCGAGGCAGCAGCAGCACGGGCGGCGGCGCUCGCCGACGACCCCGACGCCGACCCUGACGCGCUCCUUGCUGCUGAGGCCGAGGCCGAGGCCGAAGCCGAGGAGGAUCCUCUCUCGCUGCGGAUCAACGACCGCGGUGAGGUCAUUCUUCCGACCAUGGAGGAAUGGCUGGCGGCCAAGCGGGCGCAGGAGGCUGCCGAGCGAGGCGAGGCGCCGCCGCCAGUGGCCUCGGCGCCCGGCUCGCCACGGCAGGCGAUGGCACCCGACUCGCCAGCGUCGGCAAGCUCCGACGUUGUCGACAAUGCCGACGGGCCUGGUCCGAGCAGCCUCGACGAGUCAGGCGUGAUGGGUGCACCGGGCUAUGCCAAGGCACUCUCGGUCAUUCUCCGUGCUGCACUGGUCUUGCGCGACGGCUCUCUUCUGGCAGCAUUCUCUGGCGACGCCGCAGGCUAUCUGUACGAACUCACACUGCCGGCGGCGGCGACAUCGUUUGGCGACGCCGACGCACUGGUGGCCGAAUUUCAGGCCCAAAUCGAUGCUUCAGCGCCCGACCCGCUGGAAGUCCUGCUUGCUGGCGCAGAGGAGAUUCCGCGCCCGACAGCGGUCCUGCUCCCUGCUGGUGUAGUGAGUGUUGGCAAGCUGGUAGAGUUCCACGCCGGGAGCGAGGUCUCGUGUUUGGAACGGUCGCCAUCGGGUCACUUUCUCAUUUCUGGUGGAUCAGACGGCUCGGUCAGGGUCACGCCGUAUGCUUCGGGCGAGCUGGGUGCAUUCUCGGCACUGUACGCACACGACGCGGCGCGCGGCCCGGUCGCGGCUGUGGUGGUCACACACGACGAGGCGACCCUCUGCUCGGUUGCGCCUGACGGAACACUUGCGGUUGUCGACUCCAAGUACGGAGUCGCAUCGGUGGCGCUUCCGGACCUGGUCCCGGCCGAGGUGGCGGUCGCCAGCGGCGCGGAAGCUGCGGUGGACGAGAGUCAAGUCGCAGUCGGCGCCGACAAUGGCGACGAGCCGGAGCAGUAUUCAGUGUACGAGCAAAAGCUCAAGCGCGAGCAGGCUGCCGCCGAGGCCGCCGCCGAGGUGAAGAAGGCCAAGGUUCGCGAUCAGGUGGCGCACAUGAAGGUGCUCUACGACGCGCUGCUAGAAGAGAACCACUCGGCACCGCCGGACGAGCAGCUGGAGCGUGCGGCGUUUCAGCUCGACCCCAAGCUUGCCGACCGGCUGGCGGCCGCCAACGCUGAUAAGCUUGAGCUUGCACAGAAGUUGCUCGAGUGGGACUCGCGGCGGAAGCGGCUGCUGCUAGCCAAGCUCCGGGCACGGUUUAUCGACCCGAUCGAGACGCACCGUAUUGUGGUGACCGCGCUCGACGACAACUUUGUUGUCUCCACCUUCCGCACCUGCGUCCCGCAACCCGGCAUGGACGAGGCUGUGGCCGAGGCACGGGCAUUUGCCGAGGCGCGGGCGGCGGCGGCGGCCGAAGCCGAGAGCGCUCUCGCGCUUCAGACAAGCGAGACUACCGUCAGCAACAAGACACUCGACGGCGAGUCGGACCGCGGCGAUGGUUCGAGCCAGGCGUCGGGCUCGACCGGGCUCCCGCGGAUCAAGCGCGGCGGAGUUCUCGGGCCUGCAGUUCCGCUCAAGUCCAAGCUCGAGCUGCGGCGAGCCAAAAUCGAGGCCCGCGAACGGGCGCGGGCAGCGCUGAUGGCGAAGCGGCCCAAGCCCGGGUUCGUCGACCCGGAGACGCAGGCGGCGAUUGACAAUGCGUCAGCGACGCUCGGUGACUACAAGCUCAAGUCAUCGCCAGACUACGUGGUGCCGGAGCACGAACGGGUCAACGCCACGUCAAAAGGUCACGAGAUGGUCUUGCUUGCCGCCGAGAUCCUGGAGCGCAAGCGGGCUUUCAACACGUCGCUGCUGGCGGCGCGUGAGACCAAGGCCAAGCUCAUCGAGCAGGUCCGGGCUCACACUGCGCGGCUGGUGGAGAUCGACGAGGCGCUCGGCGAGCAUGGAGAGUACUUUCGUCCUGCGCCUGUCAACGACGCCGAGUACCCAUGGCAGGUUCUCGAGCUCGCAGAGUCGGACGAGCUGCUCCAGCGGCAGCAAGAGCACUCGCUCGUCUCCAAGGAGGCCGCAGCGCUCGGCCGGCAGCGGCUGGCAGGUUCUGCAUCGCAGCUAGGCAUGGACAUCGAGGCGACGGGCGCAAGCCUCGACGCCGUCCUUGACCUGGUCACCUUUAAGCCGCCGUUGCAGGCGCAGAGCGGCAACUCGGAGGCUGCCGGGGCCACAUCGAUCGUGCAUUCACUGCCGAACUUGGGCGUGCCGGCCGAGGCUGUCCUUGCAUUGGACACGCCGCAGGGAGCGGUGAUCCGGGCGAGCCGAGCCGAGCCGGUGACGGCGCCGGUGUGUGGGCCUGUGGUCCACGGCGUGGUGGCGAGCGCUGGACGGGUCGAUGCUGUGCCGGUUUACGCGCUUGCGCUGGCCGAGUCCGGAGCCGGGCCAAGCACGGCGGUGGCGCGGACCAAGGUCCGCGGCUCGGACCUUGAGCAGCGAUUCGAGUCGGCCAAGCUCCGGAUGGAAAAGCAGGCGCUUCUGGAAGAUGACAUGCGUGCGGUGCGUCAGUUUGACGCCUUGCUCGCCUCGCUUCGGGCGCAAAAGUUUGAGCUCGAGGGUGUGCUCAAGAUGGCGCAGAUGAAGAUGAUUGUGCUCUACCAGGAGCUUCUGCUGCUGAAGGAGUUCGAUAAGCGUGACCGCGAGCUGUCGGCGAUCCUAGAGGCAAAGCUCGCGGAGCAGGCCAAGAUCCACGACAAGAUUGUGGCGUGCACGGCGGCGCUCGACGAGAAGGAAGCGCAGCUGCUCGCCAUGCCGUCGGACGACGAGUGGACUGCCAAGUUUGAUGCGCUUCUAGAGUCAGCGCCGGCGUCUAUCUACGACGCGCUGUGGAAGAUCUUCUGCCGCAAUGUGCGUCGGCGGAAGCGGGCGACCGGCGGCGACCGUGACCGAGGCGACCGCGGCGGGCGCUCCGAGGCGUCCGACUCGGACUCAGACUACGAGUCAGACUACGAGUCCGAGUCAGGCUCGGGCAGCGAGUCGGACGACGGCGAGGACGUUAUGCCGCCGCGGUGCGAGCCGGUGCUUUUUGACGCAGUCCUCGCCCUCCGGGCGGAGCGCCUCGAGUCGCAGGACGCGGUAGGCGCCAUCAUGGAGGAGCGCGACCGCAUUGCGGCGUCAGCAAAGUCGCUAGCCAAGGCCAAGGACGCCGACUCGGGCCUGAGCGCAGCGCGCGAGGCGAUUGACGCCUUUCAGCGCGAGAAACAGAGCCAGCUCAACGAGCUCGACAUCACGGUCUCGCUCCAGCUCGACCAGAUCUACUACGUCCACGACGGCCGGCUGCCGCACGACCUCGACGACGCGCUGGUUUUCUCCGAGGCAACGCUCGCCAAGCUGCAAGCAAGGUCAGGCGAGCUCCGCGGCGAACUGCGCGAGCUCGAUGAGAAGAAGCGGUCGCUCGAGAAGUUGCUUGCCAAGCUGGUGAAGGAGAAGAAGGCCAAGCGCGAGGAGCGCGAGGAGCUGGCCGCGCGAGCAGAAGACGUCCAGAUGCUCAAGUUUGGCAAGCUCAUCGACCUCGACCACGUCCUGGAAAUGUCGGUGAACAAGUCGGCGGACGAGCUCAAAGCGCUCCUCCGCGCCGCAGACUCGAAGCGCAUCGCCGAGCUCAUGCGCGCCGACGAGGCGCUGCGCCGGGCCAAGGACGAGCUGGCAGCAGCCACCGCCGCCAACACGGCCCGUCUCACCCGCCUCACUACCCUCAUGGCCGAGCAGCAGCAGCUGGAGCGGACGCUCAACGUGACCCAGCAACAUUUGCAGGUCGCCGAGUUCUCCAACGUCCAUCGCAAGCGCGAGCGCGACGAGGUCAACUCGCUCCGCCGUCGCAUCCGCAACCAGGAGGCCGAAGCCGCCAAGCUCCGCAGCGAAAUCCGGACGCUCUCGCUCAAGUGAAACAUAAGCCAACCACGCGCACAAAGCACCCGUAGUCGAUCCUUUAUCCAGCCUCAGUCGACGUCUGGGAUGAGCGAGUAGCGGUAGCCCUUGUAGCCCAUCCACGCACCGUACGCCACAUACGAGUAGUAUGAGCCAGGGAUGAAGAGCAGCGAGCCGA
Messenger RNA from Thecamonas trahens ATCC 50062, 5749 nucleotides. Its product is annotated as WD repeat domain 52. The transcript has a single exon. Gene Ontology annotation, molecular function: protein binding. Lineage: Eukaryota; Apusomonadida; Apusomonadidae. Bases 1 to 5589 code for a protein of 1862 amino acids. The record is from RefSeq and is a predicted model, not a curated record.